Phragmites australis (common reed) is the source of this 1451-nucleotide messenger RNA. RefSeq names its product protein ALP1-like. NCBI's taxonomy places the organism in Eukaryota, Viridiplantae, Streptophyta, Magnoliopsida, Poales, Poaceae. The transcript has 2 exons. The record is from RefSeq and is a predicted model, not a curated record. The coding region runs from base 144 to 1292 and encodes 382 amino acids.
AGCGGCAUCAUCGAUGAUGUCGCGUCGUUGCGAUCGCCUCCGCUCCAAACGAAAUCCUCCCGUAUUCCGCAACACCGACGGCUCAACCACCGCACCACUACCACCACCACCACCAUGCGCUCCAGCCGCACCCGCGCCUAUCCAUGACGCCCCCGCCCCUCCUCACCACCCACUCCGCCGCCGCCGCCGCGCUCCUCGUCCUCGUCCUCAACCCCGCCUCGGCCGCCGCCCGCGCGCGCAAGCGCAGGCGGCGUGACGACUCCGACGCUGGCCCCGACGCCGACACGGACGACCCCAACCCGCCGGCCCCGCCCCUGGAGCAGCCACCGCCGCUGCCGCUGCCGCCGACGAGCCCGGACCACUUCCCGCUUGCGUUCCGCGUCUCGGCGCCCACCUUCCACUUUCUCUCGGGCCUCCUCGACCCGCUCCUCUCCCACCCCUCCCUCCCGUCCGCGGUGAUCCUUGCGCUCGCGCUCGCGCGCCUCGCGUCGGGCCUGCCCUACCCGGCGCUCGCGGCGCUCUUCCGCGUCCCUCCCUCGGCCCCGCGCGCCGCCUCCUGCCGCCUCCGCCGCGUGCUCCUCGCCAACUUCCGCUUCUGGCUCGCCUUCCCCUCCGAGCCGAGCUGUACCUCGUCCUCCUCCUCGUCCGCCGCCUCGCUCCCCUCCUGCCGCGGCGCUCUCGGCUGCGUGCGCUUCUCCGGCCCGACUGGCCCGCUCGCCGCGCAGCUCGUGGUGGGCACCUCCUCCCGUGUCCUCUCCCUCGCCGCCGGCUUCCGCGGCAACCGCACCGACCUCGAGGUGCUCAGGCUGUCGUCUUUCUACCAGGAGGUCGAGCAGGGGAGGGUGCUUGACUCCACGCAGUACUUGGUUGGGGAUGGGGGCGGGUACUCGCUGCUGCCCUGGCUCAUGGUGCCGUUCCCGGGGCCCGUGGUGCCUGGUUCCCCGGAGGCGGAGUUCAACGCUGCGCACAAGGCAAUGUGCCGCCCGGUGAGACGCGCUGUCCGGAGCCUUAUGGGGUGGGGGGCCAUCGCGCGGCUCCGCGAGGAGGAGAGCCCUCGUGCAGCUGUGGCGUGCAUUGGGACGUGCGCCAUGCUUCACAACGUGUUGCUGACAAGGGAGGAUUACUCUGCAUUGGCACCGGAAGAGGAGGAGGCAGAGAGUGAUUUGGGGGGAAUGCAGAGCCAGGGAGAUGACUCUGGUGCUGGAGCAGAAGGAUUCGAGGUUGAUGGGCGUGCAUUGGCGUUGCGGAGAGCAUUGGCAGCAACAAUGAGGGACCUGCGAGUGCCUGAUUAGCAAUGUGCACGAUCCAUUCAAGACAUUCAUGGUGGAGAUAGGCCAGUCCUUUUGCUACCCCAAGUGCAAUAUUGUACCUUUGGCUCCAUUGCAGCACAGGAGAUAAGUUCUGAUUCUCAAACAGAACUCUGUCUAGAGAACCAUUCUCAACAAACUCAG